Messenger RNA from Ictidomys tridecemlineatus (thirteen-lined ground squirrel), 4676 nucleotides. Its product is annotated as WASP family member 3. Gene Ontology annotation, biological process: positive regulation of Arp2/3 complex-mediated actin nucleation; actin cytoskeleton organization. Gene Ontology annotation, cellular component: cytoskeleton; SCAR complex. Gene Ontology annotation, molecular function: protein kinase A regulatory subunit binding; actin binding; Arp2/3 complex binding. The record is from RefSeq and is a predicted model, not a curated record. Lineage: Eukaryota; Metazoa; Chordata; Mammalia; Rodentia; Sciuridae.
GAAGCAGCGUCGCUCGCCGCUACGUGCGGAGUGUUGCGGGAGGGGGCGCUUGGCGGCCGCCGCGCGGCGGGACGAUGGAGCUCCGAGCGCAGCUCCAGCGCCGCUGGUGGGACCGUGGACCGUUUUAAUUUUGGUUGCUGUUACUACUGAUAUCUGAGCCAAAGUGGUGCUGAUAACUGAGGGAAUCUCUGCAACCUGUAAGUCAACAAUUACAUGAUUGUGAGCCAUGCCUUUAGUGAAGAGGAACAUUGAACCCCGGCACUUAUGCCGGGGAGCUCUACCAGAAGGAAUUACCAGUGAACUUGAAUGUGUAACCAACAGUACUCUUGCUGCAAUCAUACGCCAGCUAAGCAGUCUGAGCAAACAUGCUGAAGACAUAUUUGGUGAGUUGUUUAAUGAGGCUAACAACUUCUACAUCAGAGCAAAUUCUCUUCAAGACAGAAUUGAUCGCCUUGCUGUCAAAGUUACCCAGCUGGAUUCCACAGUCGAAGAGGUGUCACUACAGGACAUCAACAUGAAAAAAGCUUUCAAAAGUUCUACAGUUCAAGAUCAGCAGGUGGUUUCAAAGAACAGCAUUCCUAAUCCUGUUGCUGACAUUUACAACCAGAGUGAUAAACCUCCACCUCUGAACAUCCUGACACCUUACAGAGAUGAUAAGAAGGAUGGGCUGAAGUUCUAUACUGAUCCUUCCUAUUUCUUUGACCUAUGGAAAGAAAAAAUGCUACAGGAUACAGAAGACAAAAGAAAAGAGAAACGGCGUCAAAAGGAGCAAAAGCGUAUAGAUGGCACCACCCGUGAGGUGAAAAAGGUUAGAAAAGCCAGAAACAGGCGCCAGGAGUGGAAUAUGAUGGCAUAUGACAAAGAGCUUAGACCCGACAACAGGUUGUCUCAGAGUGUGCACCACGGAGCAUCUUCCGAGGGAUCUCUGUCCCCAGACACUAGAUCCCAUGCAUCAGAUGUUACAGAUUACUCUUAUCCAGCUACACCCAACCAUUCUCUGCAUCCCCAGCCGGUCACCCCUUCCUACACUGCCGGUGAUGCACCACCACAUGGGGCUGCAAACCAGGCCCCUGAACAUGAGUACCGGCCUCCCUCUGCCUCGGUGAGGCACAUGGCCCUAAACAGACCUCAGCAGCCGCCACCACCACCACCACCCCAGGCCCCAGAGGGGUCCCAGGCCUCUGCACCAAUGGCUCCAGCAGAUUAUGGGAUGCUCCCGGCACAGAUAAUUGAAUAUUACAACCCUUCAGGACCACCUCCUCCUCCACCUCCACCCAUGAUUCCUUCAGCACAAACUGCUUUUGUCAGCCCUCUCCAGAUCCCCAUGCAGCCCCCCUUUCCUGCAUCAGCUGGUUCCACAUAUGCUGCUCCUCCUCAUCCACCCUCAGCUGGGCUCCUCAUCACAGCACCACCGCCUCCAGGUCCACCACCUCCCCCACCAGGCCCUCCUGGCCCCAGCUCUUCUCUUUCAUCCUCCCCAAUGCAUGGCCCCCCUGUAGCUGAGGCAAAGCGUCCUGAGCCUGCACAGCCUCCGAUAAGUGAUGCUCGAAGUGACCUCCUUGCUGCCAUCAGGAUGGGAAUUCAGCUGAAAAAGGUGCAGGAGCAACGUGAGCAAGAGGCCAAGCAGGAGCCUGUUGGAAAUGACGUGGCCACAAUCCUAUCCAGACGCAUUGCUGUAGAGUACAGCGACUCCGAUGACGACUCUGAGUUUGAUGAGAACGACUGGUCUGACUAAGGCCAUACAGGGACGGUGGCAGGUGGACCACCAGUACAGUGUGUGUGGAAGUUCACUGGGGAUUUCAGUUGGUUUCAGCACCCAAAUUGUGAUAUUAUAAUCCUGUAGCUUAGCACCUUUUGUAUUAAUAAUGUGAUAUUGCUUCUGCACAUCCAAAAUUUCUGGGUUUUUUCAGUAUUUACUGUGUAAUACUUAAGUGCCACUAAAUAUAGCACAUCGUGCUGCACAAAAGGAGAUAUGCUGUAACUAUUGCAUUGUUCUGAAAACAGCAUCUUGCUUCCCUCUUAGCCAUGAAAGUAUUUACUUUACCCUUAUUGAUCAUUAAGAUUCUGUAGACUUGCUGUGUGUCUGUGAGCUGCCUGGUUUUAGGUCUUGGCAAGAUUAAUGACUGUGUCAAGAGUGAUGUCUUCCAAUCAGUAAGUGACACUGUUUUGCCUUUUUUUUUUUUUUUUUUCAUUUUUACUAUGUUUCAGAAGAAGUUAGUUGUAGAGGGAAAGGUCUAACAACAGGAGAAUCAAAUGUUUCUGCAUUCAGUUUUUUGAUUUGGUAGCUAUUGAGUGAAUUCAAAUGUUCUAUUGAAUAAUUUCAUUGCCUUUUCAUGCACUUGUCAAAUGUGAAAUUGGAAAGGCCCUUUUCAGGCAGGUUUCCUGUGGAUAUUCACUUAAUAAAUGCUUGGUGGUGAUUUUUGCAUGAAGUUUCAGCAGCUCAGUAGUAAUGCAAAUGAACACAAGGUCCUUUUCCCUUUUAGGGACCAUUGGGUUCAUACUUAAAAUAUUGGCUAGCCCUGAUGGCUUGGGUACCAGGCAGCCAGAACAGCUGUGAGCCAUCUAGGAGUAUAGCCCCCAGCUAGACAGAGCUACCACAUGUGGCCCUGUGUGCAAAGGCAACCCACUCUAUUUGGUCAGAAUUUUAAAAGCUUAUAUUUAAGUGAAAAAUAGUGACAGCUAUUUACUUCUCAAGGUGCUGUGGCAGAUUGGGGGUUAGCCCCAUGCAGGGCCUUUGCCCUGUCUUAGAAGCACACAGUUCUCUUCUUUCAUAUUGUUGUUAGCACAUUAAAUUUUAAAAAAUGUACCUCACAAGAUUACCUUGAUUUGAUUCCUAGUGGUGGCAAAGCACCUUGCUUUCACCUCCACUCACCCUAUUCCCCUUUCCACAGGUCCCAUAGACCUGGCUCAGGCAUACUACCAGGGAGACUCAAGAAUGACAGCUUCUACUUUGUAAUUCUAGAUAAGGACAAAUGCUUGUUAAGAAUAAAUAAUUGUCCCAGGCUUGGGUUGUAGAUAGGAAAAAUAUGCUAAGGUCCUUCACUUGCUGUGGAGUUGUGCCUAUCUGCAGUACUUCCAAUAGGUUGCAGGUGCUGGGAACUCUCAGCUCCAACAAAGGAAAGAAUCUUGAGCUGGGGCUGAGAUGUGUGAGUUGAUGGGAGAAUGUUGUAACAAAUGAUUUUUGUUCAUGAAUUCUGGGGAAAUCAGCCAGCUGCCCACAUCACCCUGUGUCUCUGUGUGGAUACCUCUUAACUUGGGGCAGCUGUUGUAUGAUGCCUGCCUGCACACUGGGUUUUGGUCACAUAGAUUUUGAAACUGCAAAGUCUCAUGUCUAUACCCACUUUCCAAGGCUCUCCUUUGGCUGUGCAUUCAAGUCCUCUCUGCUGCACAGCGGCUUGGUGUGUGCCUUCUGAGCAGGCCCUACUUGGCUGUCACUAUGAUUUUUUUUUUAAUAUUAGUAACUAUUAGUGAAUAUCUAAAUUUCUCUUUUUUCCAAUGCAGACUGUUCUGUGUUGGCAUUACUCUUGGUACUUUUACCAGUUUUAGUCUUAUUUUGUGUUUAUUGUAAUAGUUUGCCUUCAUUAUUACUGUUGGGCUAGGAGUAUUCUGUAUAAUCAGAAACCUGGAUUUAGCAAUGCUUCUUUGUUUUCUGGCCAUUCUUCUCUCUGGAUGGAGGGAGCACCGUCAGCUACUAUUCACUUCAGAAUUUCUUCUAUUUAUAUCCUACUACAAUAAAAUUAGUGGCACUUUAUUCAUAAAUAUUCAUGAGCCUAUUAAUUACUAGUUGCUUCCUGUAGUUUAAAUUAAAAAGUCAUUUUUAAUUUGUUUUUAUGACUAGUGAGAAAGCUUUUGCCCUCUUGUGUUCUGUUACCUAUAAGAGAAUGGAAAAUGACUAAAAUCCAGUCUAGAUUAUUUUAGAGUAUCUUCAACAAAUCUCGUUUGGUCUAAAUUUAAAUCUUCUAAUAUGGUAUUCCCUACAAAGAACAAAGUGAAGAGUUUGAAUUUUACGUUUCCAUUUUUAAAAAGUAUUUACCAAAACAAAUAGAGAAAAUCAUUUGACAGUAUAUUUUAUUUCUAUAAAUUUUACAUUUUAAAUUAUAGUUAUAAUUUUAAGAUUAUUUUAAAUUCUCCCCAGUUGUAUUGCUCCAUGUGUGUUAAGUUGAAUAUCUCAUAGGCAUUUUCCUCAUGGCACAGACUCAGGCAGAAAGGCUGGAAAGAUGCCCGAAUCCACAUGCACAAGCAUGAUGUGGCUGAACAGCAGGCAAAUGAUUUUUGCAUUGUUAGCCCCAAACCAUAAGAUUUGGUAUACUUAUGAUUUUCUUUACAUAGGAUCCUAUUAGAAAAUUAAUGUUUUCAUUUCAGUAAAUUUUUAGCACAUCAAAAUCUUUUAUGAGCACCAAGUGGCUAGGUUGUAAAAGUUUUGUAAUGAUUUGCAACUAAAAUACAUGAUACAUUUUAAUCCAUUACAGACUAGUGGGAAUGUAUCAGCCAGAAUAGCAAGUAAUUUUUGUUUUAUGAAGCAGAGUAUCUGUCAUCUUGCAGUAUUACCAAUGCUGUUGUAAAUUGAAUUUAAAGUGGUAUUAAAAAGAUCCUGUCAAACAAUUUUUAUCUGUUUGUAUAUCUUACUAUAGAUUAUGUACAAGUAACAUCUAAAUAAAAUUACACUUUUAACCCUA